This is a messenger RNA of Chaetura pelagica (chimney swift), 2496 nucleotides long. RefSeq names its product SRY (sex determining region Y)-box 5 (gene SOX5). The transcript has 17 exons. The record is from RefSeq and is a predicted model, not a curated record. Gene Ontology annotation, molecular function: DNA-binding transcription factor activity, RNA polymerase II-specific; RNA polymerase II cis-regulatory region sequence-specific DNA binding. Lineage: Eukaryota; Metazoa; Chordata; Aves; Apodiformes; Apodidae. Gene Ontology annotation, biological process: regulation of transcription by RNA polymerase II; cell fate commitment; positive regulation of chondrocyte differentiation. Gene Ontology annotation, cellular component: nucleus. The coding region runs from base 1 to 2496 and encodes 831 amino acids.
AUGUGCUACCUUUUCCCUUGCACACAACACGGCUGUGUGAUGGAGUUUGGAGCUGAGGAAACUUUGGGUUUGUUGCCAGGACGGUUCGCAGCACUUUGUGGAAAGCAAGAGCUAACAGUGAGACCGACAGAGAUGUCUUCCAAGCGACCAGCCUCUCCGUAUGGGGAAGCAGAUGGAGAGGUAGCCAUGGUGACAAGCAGACAGAAAGUGGGAGAAGAGGAGAGUGACGGGCUCCCAGCCUUUCACCUUCCCUUGCAUGUGAGUUUUCCCAACAAGCCUCACUCUGAGGAAUUUCAGCCAGUUUCUCUGCUGACGCAAGAGAACUGUGGCCAUAGGACUCCCACUUCUCAGCACAACACAAUGGAAGUUGAUGGCAAUAAAGUGAUGUCUUCAUUUGCCCCGCACAACUCAUCUACCUCACCCUUGAAGGCAGAAGAAGGUGGGCGUCAGAGUGGAGAAUCAUUGUCCAGCACAGCCCUGGGAACCCCUGAAAGGCGCAAAGGGAGCCUAGCGGAUGUUGUAGACACCCUUAAGCAAAGAAAAAUGGAAGAGCUCAUCAAAAAUGAGCCAGAAGAAACUCCCAGUAUUGAAAAGCUACUAUCAAAGGACUGGAAAGACAAGCUUCUUGCCAUGGGAUCAGGGAACUUUGGAGAAAUAAAAGGGACUCCAGAAAGCCUUGCUGAGAAGGAAAGGCAGCUCAUGGGUAUGAUCAAUCAGCUGACCAGUUUGCGAGAACAGCUGCUAGCAGCUCAUGAUGAACAGAAGAAACUGGCUGCAUCACAGAUCGAGAAGCAACGCCAACAAAUGGAGCUGGCUAAGCAGCAACAAGAACAGAUUGCAAGACAACAGCAGCAGCUCCUGCAGCAGCAACACAAAAUUAACCUUCUUCAGCAACAGAUCCAGCAGGUCCAGGGUCAGCUGCCUCCAUUAAUGAUUCCCGUAUUCCCUCCAGACCAACGAACCCUAGCAGCAGCUGCACAACAAGGAUUCCUUCUUCCUCCUGGUUUCAGCUACAAAGCGGGAUGCAGAUCAAACCCUGACACUAAAGCAAGAUUUUUUUUCUCACUUAAAAGAAAGCACGGUAGGCAAGGGAGUGCCUUUUCUGAUCGGCGUGAGGCUCAGUUUACUAACAGUGAACAGAGUUUGGUUAACUUCAUAUUCUGGACAAGCUUGGCAGCUGCUGCCGCAGCAACACCGGGCUUAGGCCCACUCCAACUGCAGCAGUUGUAUGCUGCCCAACUUGCUGCGAUGCAAGUGUCUCCAGGAGGCAAGAUCCCUGGCAUACCCCAGGGUAACCUUGGUGCUGCUGUAUCCCCUACCAGCAUCCACACAGACAAGAGCACAAACAGCCCUCCACCCAAAAGCAAGGAUGAAGUGGCCCAGCCUCUGAACCUUUCAGCCAAACCCAAGACAUCUGAUGGCAAGUCUCCCACAUCACCCACCUCUCCUCAUAUGCCAACUCUGAGAAUAAACAGUGGGGCCAGUUCACUAAAAUCCUCCGUGCCAGCAACAUUAACUAGUCCUUCAGCCAGAGCUAACACAAUAGGUUAUUUAAAUGACCACGAUGCUGUUACCAAGGCAAUCCAGGAGGCCCGACAGAUGAAGGAACAACUUCGGAGGGAACAACAGGUGCUGGAUGGGAAAGUGGCCGUUGUGAAUAGCCUGGGUCUCAAUAACUGCAGGACAGAAAAGGACAAAACAACACUGGAGACCCUGACUCAACAACUGGCAGUAAAACAGAGUGAAGACGGGAAGUUUAGCCACACAAUGAUGGAUUUCAACAUGAGUGGAGAUUCUGACGGAAGCGCAGGAGUUUCAGAGUCUAGAAUUUAUCGGGAAUCCAGAGGACGUGGCAGCAAUGAGCCCCAUAUCAAACGUCCAAUGAAUGCAUUCAUGGUGUGGGCUAAAGAUGAACGGAGGAAGAUCCUUCAAGCCUUCCCUGACAUGCACAACUCCAAUAUCAGCAAGAUACUAGGAUCUCGCUGGAAAGCUAUGACAAACCUAGAGAAGCAGCCAUACUAUGAGGAGCAGGCCCGACUCAGCAAACAGCACCUGGAGAAAUACCCAGACUACAAAUACAAGCCCAGGCCGAAGCGUACUUGCCUCGUAGAUGGCAAAAAGUUACGCAUUGGCGAGUACAAGGCCAUCAUGCGCAACAGACGCCAGGAGAUGAGGCAGUAUUUUAAUGUUGGGCAACAAGCACAGAUUCCCAUUGCCACCGCAGGUGUAGUUUACCCAGGAGCCAUUGCCAUGGCAGGAAUCCCUUCCCCACAUCUGCCCUCCGAGCACUCGAGCGUGUCCAGCAGCCCGGAGCCCGGGAUGCCCGUCAUCCAGAGCACUUACGGCAUCAAAGGUGAGGAGCCUCACAUCAAGGAAGAGAUGCAGACCGAGGACGUCAAUGGAGAAAUCUACGAUGAAUACGAUGAGGAAGAGGAUGACCCUGAUGCGGACUAUGGCAGUGACAGUGAAAACCACAUUGCGGGGCAAGCCAACUGA